CUGUACUAUACAAGACUUCAAAAGCCACUUUCUAAACCUCGGAUACAUUCUCUGAUCUAUUCUUAUCAAAGUGCCAAUUCCAUGCGGCUGUCAAUGUUCCGAAGUUCUGUACGCUCUGGCCAAGCUGGAGAUCCCACGAUUUCCACCCACUCAAACGUCUCGCUGUUGAAAAUGCCCUCAAGAACGUGCGCAUUUCAAACGAUUCUGAAGCCGCAAGCUAAGGGAUCGACCCGAGGUGGCGGCUCAAUCCAAUCUGCAUGAUGUUUCGAAACGAACUUGAGCCACCGACAGCCUUCGGCUUGUAUCACAGUCGUCAUCACUUACCUUGGCGCGUUUGGAAUGUCUAGGAUAUUAGUGCCUUUGAACAUUUCCGCAUACUCUUACUCUCUCUCUUCCUUCAUUUUUGACUUUACGUAUUUUGGAUUUUCGGCGACAGUGCAGCGUUUUUAUUACCAUAAUGUUGUCGAAGUCUCUUCUUGCAGUUGCGUUCGCCGGCGCCGCAACAGCCGUCACACCUCCUGGCUUUCAGCCAGCUUCAAAUGGAGAAUUGAUUGUUGCUUUUGGGAAUACUUUGGCGUUGAAUGGAAAGGAGUUGACGAAAGCGGAGACUGCACAAGUACCAACGAUUGGAACGACACAACGGUUAAUGGGAACAUAUGCCGUCAUGAUGGUAGAUCCAGAUAUUCCUCCUCAGAUAGUAGGGGGACCAACAGGCGAGCUCCUUCACUGGAUGCAGCAGGGUCUCACCUCAGCGACGACAGCUACGAUGAUCGGUGGAAUGAUGGUUUUCGUCCUCAGCAGCGCGAGCAACGAAACUGCAUUCGCGCCAUAUUUUGGGCCUUCUCCACCCAACAAAGUACCAAAUACGCACAGAUACACACAACUACUUCUCGAUACAUCAGGAUCGAACAACAGCCUGGUAAUCUCUCAAUUAAGGCAGGCCGCAGCCACAAGAUUGAACUUCAAUGCCGUCAAUGUGGUGAGAGCAGCAGGCGUGCCAAUAUUGGCAGGGAAUUCCUUCAAUGUUUCAAACGGCACUUCAACAACAACAAACGGCACAUCUAGCAGUGGCUCGUCAGGCAGUAUCCCGGCCGCGGCUCCCAUAAACUCAGCUACUUUGGUUCCAGCAAACAUCACAAAAGUUACGCCAAGCGCGCAACAACCUGGUGGUGCGGCUGCUACUGGUACCGUUCCUGCUGCCAGUUCGAAUGGGACUGGAUCGGGAUCGAACACAAGUACGCCAUCACCAACACCAGGGACUUCGGGAUUCGGGCAGAGUGGUGGAGGGGCUUAUGUUGCUGGAUUGAUAGCACUGGCUGCUGCUUUGUUUUUGUUGUAAAUAAAUAUUCUAAUACCAUC
This is a messenger RNA of Cadophora gregata, 1359 nucleotides long. RefSeq lists its product as uncharacterized. Bases 458 to 1339 code for a protein of 293 amino acids. The record is from RefSeq and is a predicted model, not a curated record. Gene Ontology annotation, molecular function: phospholipid binding; peptidase inhibitor activity. NCBI's taxonomy places the organism in Eukaryota, Fungi, Ascomycota, Leotiomycetes, Helotiales, Ploettnerulaceae. Gene Ontology annotation, biological process: regulation of proteolysis; regulation of Ras protein signal transduction. The transcript has 2 exons.